This is a messenger RNA of Esox lucius (northern pike), 3043 nucleotides long. Its product is annotated as neuroplastin. Gene Ontology annotation, molecular function: cell-cell adhesion mediator activity; axon guidance receptor activity. The record is from RefSeq and is a predicted model, not a curated record. The transcript is spliced from 9 exons. Gene Ontology annotation, biological process: axon guidance; synapse organization; homophilic cell-cell adhesion. Gene Ontology annotation, cellular component: neuronal cell body; plasma membrane; axon. NCBI's taxonomy places the organism in Eukaryota, Metazoa, Chordata, Actinopteri, Esociformes, Esocidae. Bases 164 to 1363 code for a protein of 399 amino acids.
CAGUGCACGUACAGGUGGCGACUGGUGAGCGCGUCGCUUUUUUUUUGCGUGACCGGAUUACACGGUGUCACUCUUCAGUCAGCUCGGUAUCAACCGGUAACCACUAUUCAGGCUAAACAACCCUUGUACACCGCACCAGCAUCUAUCAUCUUCCGUAAAGUCGAUGCUACCUGGAAAACGAGGAGGCGAAAUGAUGUGGGUCUCUUUUGCGUUAACUGGAGCACUGAUGCUGCAUUCGGUCUCCUCACAGAACGCCGGCUUCGUGAAGUCUCCCCUCUCGGAGACCAAACUGACCGGAGACACCUUUGAGCUGUACUGCGACGUGGUCGGCAACCCCACCCCGGAGAUCCAGUGGUGGUAUGCCGAGAUCAACCAGGCUGACUCGUUCCGCCAGCUCUGGGACGGUGCCCGCAAACGUCGCGUGUCCAUCAACACGGCGUACGGUGCCAACGCAGUGAGCGUGCUGGGUGUGACACGUCUCGGCCUGGAGGAUGCCGGGACGUACGAGUGCCGGGCAAGCAAUGACCCGAGGAGAAACGACCUGCACCAGAACCCGGCCACCACCUGGAUCAGAGCACAGUCCACCAUUACAGUGCUGCAGAGGCCGUCAAUCAGCUCAUCGGAAGAUAUCACACUGCCCAGUGAUCAACACAGCCCGUCCAUCACCCUGCAGUGCAACCUCACUUCAGCUCACAGCGCCCACGUUUCCAGCUACUGGAUGAAGAAUGGGGUGGAGGUCCCGGAGACCCGCGGGGAUCGAGCCAACACUGAAUACUUCUUGGCGAAGCCCAAAGGACCUGAAGCUGGGGAAUAUAUGUGUGUCUACACCUUCGAAAUGGCUCCAUCUGUUAACGCCACCAUUAACAUUAAAGCGGGUCCUGAUAUUGUGGGACACAAGCGCAGUGACAACAAGAACGAGGGCCAGAAGGCCCUGCUCUACUGCAAGUCCACAGGAUUCCCAUAUCCCGUCUGGUCCUGGCGCAAGCUGGACAACGGGGUCUACAUGGACAUCGACAACGCCUCCGGACGCUUCUUCAUCACCAACUUGGACAACUACACCGAGCUGAGCAUCGUCAACCUGGACAUCGACUCGGACCCCGGGGAGUACCAGUGCAACGCCACCAACACCAUCGGCACCUCCUCUAUGGUGUCCGUGCUGCGCGUCCGCAGCUACCUGGCCUGGCUGUGGCCCCUGCUGGGUGUCCUGUUCGAGGUCCUCGUCCUGGUCGUCAUCAUCGUGGUCUACGAGAAGCGCAAGAAGCCAGAUGAUAUUCAGGACGAUGAUGAACCAGCCGGACCAAUGAAAACCAACUCCACCAACAAUCACAAAGACAAGAACCUUCGUCAGAGGACCACGAACUGAGAAAAUUAUCACAUUAAUAAUAACGCAUUCUAUGUAUGUAUUGACAAUAUGAAGGUAGCCAGGAACCAGACCCUUUGCAUUGUGUUAGUAAGUAGGAUUAUAUCUGCCUGGUAUGGAGCCUUGAUAAAGACAAAAAGGAAGAUCUUGUGAAUGGCUGUAUUGUAUGAUGAGGCAUGCCUUAUGAUUUUAUCAUUUACCUGUCGUGGGAGGAGCGUGGAUAAACACAAUCGAUCAGUGUGUCCUCGCUACAUUAUGAAUGCUUUAGGGUGUGUUUAUGAAGCAUUAUAACCAUUGUUGCUCUGCGCAGUUAUUGAUUGUCGCUGUUUGUUUGAUUAUUGAUUAUUUAUUCUGAUUCUUAUCAUUUUCCCGAGGUAAUGCAUGCAGGAAAUAUGUUAAUGUUCUUUUUGGUGCAGACAUGAUGUGGCUUCUUGGGCCACGCUCCAAAUGCCACCCUGUUCCCUAAAAAGUGUCCUACUUUCAACCAGGCACCACAGUACUCCGUUACAAAACAGUGUGUUAUGUAGGACAGGGUGAUCGUGCCCUUCAAGAUCCCCCAAACACUGCUGGUUUUCUCUAGCACUUGAUGGUGAAUUAUACCCCUUUGGCGUCCCGGGUCUAAAUCAGUCCCUGACCACAGGGGAACUGGCUGGCUUGAGUUGGUUUCAAGUGGUCUAGGGAAUGGGGAGUAAUUUGGCGUGGUUUCGUUUUCUUUGACAGUGGCUUCAUGUUGAUAUGUAAUCUGUAUUUAUUUAAUGACAAUGUGAAUCUAAAGACUUGCAAUGUAAAAGAAAAACGGCACUGAUCAUAAUCUGGUAUGGCAGUACAUCUGUACAGUCUAGCGUUCUGCUGCAUACCAUUUUAAAAGUUGCUAACUUGUUUUACUGCAUUUAAUCAACAUUUUAGCGUAUCGGUUUCACAUUUUACCAAGGGCUUUGCAAUGUCCCUGUCUUUUGAAUUUCCUUUGGAGAAUUCACACAUGUACAGGAUGUAUUUAUCUAAUAACCCUAUAUAGCUAUACAUUAAGUAAUACAAGGGAUAAUCAUUCUCGCACAUAAAUGAUGCAUAUAAAUAUUGAACAAUAAUGCGAACCUAAAGAAUCUGUAUAAACCUAAUUUAGUAAGUGUACUACUCCAAUCCCUUCUAACCCUAUUGCUUUUGAUUAAAUAAUUGUAGGUGUAUUGUGUAUAGCAUGGCUAUUAUCCUAUGCAAUAAUAAUCCAUAUAUAUUUGUGUGUGUGUGUGUAUAUGUAUAUAUUUAUAUAUAUAUAUAUACAUACAUACAUAUAGAAACAAUCCCUCUUAGUAGCUUUAGAUUUCUAUGAUUAACCAAGCUUUAAUAGAGUAGGCAGAUCACCUAUUGAGUAUUGACAGAUACCAUACCGCUGUAUGCUGCAUGUGUUCAUCUCUAGAUGAAGAUGUCGAGCUAUAACUUGUUCAUGUAAGCUCCCGGACAUGGGGGACGUUUCAUCAAGCUAACUCGUUUAUAAAUCACCUUCUGAUUUUAUAAUUCAAGUCGUAAAGGUUUUUGCUGAUGGCCAUUCUUCUCGGCAUGAUGCAAGUAUUUUGUGUGGGGAGGGAGAGUGGAGGCGGUGUGACUACCGUGUCAAUGUCAUUGAUGUAUGUCAUGGAUUGACAGAAUCAUUCCCAGGUCAUUUUUAAGAAUAAAAACCUCUAAAAGAAA